This is a messenger RNA of Symbiodinium necroappetens, 1617 nucleotides long. The record is from the annotation of a GenBank genome assembly. NCBI's taxonomy places the organism in Eukaryota, Dinophyceae, Suessiales, Symbiodiniaceae.
AUGUCCGUAGAAAGCAACAUGACAAAGCUGUUCUUCAAGAACCUGGCGCCAGCUUACAAAUGCCCAACCCGGUUCAAAGUUCGAGCCGUCUUGGAUUCUACAGCCGCGGAGCUGGAGGACUAUCAGAACAAGCUUCUUCAGAAGGGUCCAUUUUGCCUUUGCACCGACGGUGCGACGAUUUCUGGCCUCGGCUUUUUGAACGUCGGCAUCAUGGAUUCCAGCGGUGUGUGUUUCCAUUUGGACCAUAUUUCGAUGAGUGAACGUGAGAGUACGGCGGUUGGUCUCGCUGAAGUGCUGCGGCCAUGGACACGGCACAAAAGUGUGUUCGGAAUAUGCGCGGACAAUGCGGCCAACAUUCAGGCCGCAAUUGCCAUGCUGGCUGCCGAGCGUCAAGACUUCGCGGUCCCUCUACGCUGCAUGGAACACGGCAUGCAGCUAUUACUCAAAGAUGUUCGAGCUGCGAUACCAUGGUUGGAGAAAGCGACGAAGGAGGUCAACGCUGCAAUCCGUACGGUGCGCCGCUCCAAAAAGUUCUUCGGGAAACUGAAGGCCUCUGGGUUGGUCCUCCAACACAGGCGAAAAACUCGUCACAAUUCGUGGUCCACGAUGGCCGUGAAAUGGGUGCAACACCGGGCAAAGGUUGCCGAGCUACUUCGACAGGAAGGCCCUGAGAAGCUUGGACAUUCGACCAAGCAACGCAAAAAGUUGCAGACGGCUCUGCUGGCGCUUGAGCGCCGCGCCCUUGAGGCGCGUGUCAGACGUGCUCUCCCUGUGAUGUGGGCAGUGACUUCCGCCAGCAAGGUCUUCGCUUGCGCUAGGCUGCCAGAAGCACUUGGCGUAUGGUGCCUUUUGAAGUGCCGCCUCGAGGAAGCCUUGGACACAUGCGACUUCAAGGACUCCGGUGAGAGCAAUGGCACGGUGGACCUCAGGAAGGACAAAGUGCGCGAACUCUAUGCACAACGGCGACAGCAGUUUUGCAACGACGUGGUGCUGGCGGCGAGCGUUUUUGACCCACGCCCUCUUUCUGGUCUCGAAGAGCCAGAUCACAUGCAUGCAGCUUUUGUGAUGGCCAGAAAGCUUCUCCCGAAGAAGUUUUUCGACUCGACCGAGGUUCAGGAGGCCUGUGUCUCUGACUUGGACGACUACCGCGCGAAGAAGGGCUUGUUCCGGGACACGGACUUCCCAGCAUGGGAUGCACCUCUGUCAGAGGUCAUCUCAUGGUGGAAGAGUGGCCAGCCUUCAAAGCCUCUGGCUGUCAUGGCUGACAAGUUUUGGUCCUGCACAACGUCGCAAGGGCAGUGCGAACGCUACUGGGCCUUGGCGAACAGGGAUCGCUGUGCCAUCCGGAACCGUCUGGCCAUUGAGACGCAGAGCAAGCUGCAAAGUGUAGCCAUUAAUCUCUGGGCCGUGGUGCCGGACAUGCCCGAGCCCGUGCCCCCGAGCAUGUCGGGCUGCCUCAGUUUCACCAAGCUUUCCGAGGCACCUUCUCGCGGGGUCUGUGGGGUGCAGUCAAUCAUCAAGCGAGAUGUUCGGCAACAUGUGCAGGACGUGUUUCCCGAGGAUGAUCAAUUGUCCUUAGCCUCGUCCUCUUCCAGCAGUUCCGAUUCGGAUGAUUAG